ACAUUAAAUGAGCACUUUUCCAAAUACAGCAAUGUCUUAAAUGGCUAAAAAUCACGAGAUAAAUACAUAUUCUUCGACAAAUGCGAUCAUAGCUUUAUGUCACGCACCACCUAACUUCGAAAUUCAAAAUGCGCUGGUACCUCUUAUGCCUGAUACACCGAUUCAGGCUAUUACCGGAAGUUGCAUGAAAGCGAGGCCUAAGGGCCCUCGCAAAGGUGCCAAUCUCAAAAAAUAUGGCAGACGAAAGGGACAGAAAUAAAACCUGUCACAAAUGCUGCGCUGCAGCGCUAUGUAAAAAUCAUUCUGAUAAUCGGAAACACCUCAUUUUCCACGCUUUUCCACGAGACCAAAGUCAGAGAAAAAUAUGGAUGGUAAGGAUGAAACGUAGUGACGAAAAAUUCGCUUCUAAUACAUCACUCUUCUGCUGUUCCGAACAUUUCACCUCGAAUGAUUACAAAAAAUCUUUAACUGGCAGUAGACAUGAUCUUGUUAGGAAUGCAGUUCCUUCUAUUUUUCCUUGGACGGAGGAUCACGACAAAGGGAGUGAGAGGUCCGAAAGAGCAAAUGUUCGUGACGGUAAAAAACGUCGAAUUUCAGUUGCUGGCCCAUUGGAAAUGAAGCAUCUUCYGGAUGUAGUGAAUUACACYUCAGAGAACACCCGUAGAGAGAAAGAGUCAGAAKACAAACYACAAGAGAGAGACUUACUUGCCGAGAUUUGUGAACUCACGGAAAAGUUAUCCCUUUCAAAAUUCUCCCUAGAACGUUUUAGCUCCAAUGAUGACGAUAUAUUUUUCUACACAGGAUUUCAGUCUUACGAAGCCUUGAUAGCAUUCUGGAACUUUGUCAAACCGAGUGCCGAGUCGCUACUUAGUUGGAACCAGGCACGAUUCAAAGUAAAUGGAGACCUUCCAGACACUGCAUUUCCUUUCUUGCAAGGUCAGAAGAAAGAAAAACAACGAAAACGAGAAAUACAACCAAUUGAUCAGUUGUGGCUGUUUCUGACAAGGGUUCGACUUGGAUUAUUUGAGCGUGACUUGGCGCAUAGAUUCAACGUGUCUGUAGGCACUGUCUCUGAUAUUGUUAUCACUUGGGCAAACUACCUAUACAUUCUUUUGGGUAGUUUGCCUGUAUGGCCUUCAAAAGAGAAGGUAAAGCAGCACUUGCCAGAAUCAUUUAAGGGAAGAUAUGAAAGUGUAAGAGGAAUUCUUGACUGCACUGAACUGAAAUGUGAAUUACCCAAGGAUUAUCAGAAGCACUCAGAAAUGUAUUCUGACUAUAAGUCGCAUGACACAUUUAAUGGGCUAGUUUGCAUUUCACCAAGUGGCUGGUUUACCUUUGUGAGCCAAUUAUAUCCAGGAAAAAUCAGUGACAAAGAAAUCAUACAAAGGAGUGAUUUUUGUCAACUCAUUGAACAAGGAGAUCAAUAUCUUGCUGACAAAGGCUUUGAAAUCCAUGAACUGAUUGCCCUCAGAGGAGGGAGUCUAUAUAUUCCUCCAAAGAGAUUUUCUGCAUCUGACCAGUUUACUGAAGGCCAAUGUUUUGAGACAAUGAGCAUAGCCAAUGUAAGAAUACAGGUCGAAAGAGAAAUAAAGCGGAUAAAGGCUUGGAAUAUUUUCAAUCAAGUUCUGCCUCUCUCCAGCUUUGGCUCCAUAAAUCAGAUCUGGACUGUGUGUGCAUUGUUAGUCAACUUUCAAAAUCCAAUCAUUUCCAUUUAAAAUAACUAUCUAAUACUCUUUAAUACUUCUAGUUUGUGCAGAACUUUGUAUUUGAAGAACACUUAAACACAACAUCAAGCUAAAAGGAUUCAAAUCCUCAGACAAUAGAUUAGUAGUUUCAUAGUGCUGCAAGUUUCUUUAUGAACUCACUUUGAGGCUUGCUUUUCCUCAUGUUAAGUUCAGAUUUUUGCUGGCAAUGCUAAGCUCUAGUCAUUGGAGUCUCUUGUCUUUAAUAUAUUUCUCAUGAAAAGCAAGUAAUUUUGGUUUUAUUUCAUACAUCUAUUGCCAUCUUGAUGAGAAUGUGACCUUUAGAACCAAAAUGGGAAAUCGUAAGUUGGUAAAAAUAACAAAAUCAGUCAAUGGAAGCUUAGUUAUUCCCAUCUCUAUCUGGGACUGAAACCAGUUUCACUUCAUAAAGAGAGUUUUUCUCUGUGAGUGGAAAACUUGUUUCUUUUUGAUGAUCCUUGAUGGCAACCUCUGGUGAAACAUCCUGCUUUGACUCAAGGUAUUUUAUUUCGACAUUUCUUAUCUCGGUAUUACCAUUGUGGUAAUGAACUGUUGCAAUUCAAUCAGGGCUUGUUGCAAUUCAAUCAGGGCUUGCUGCAAGAACAGUAUUGUCUAUAGCCACAAUUAAUCCAACUUCUUGAACUGUGACUGCUUUUACAUCUGGCAAUGUUAACAGGUACUCUUUGUACAAACUUGCUACAACUGGCUCAUUUUCAAGGGUGUCUACAAAACGAAGACCUAAGACCUAAGACCUAAGACCCAAAAACGAAGACUUGUUUUUUCACAGGCCUAUCAAACCAGAGACAGUCAAACCAGGUCAACGCUUUUCUUCAGACAACAACUGACGCGAAAUUAAUGGGGUCUUCGUUUUGUAGAUAAGGCCGGCUCAAACUACAAAACGAAGACCCUCGCUAAAAUGCUUUGUUCAUUGUCAGCUGACACAAAAUCAAUUAAUGGGGUCUUUGUUUUGUAGAUAAGAGCAGCUCGAAUUACAAAACGAAGACCCUCACUUAAAUGCUUCUUUGUGUCAGAUGACAUGGAAUCAAUGGCGUCUUCGUUUUGUAGAUAAGGCCAGCUCGAACUGAAAUGCUUUGUUCAUUGUCAGCUGACGCGAAAUGGGUUCUUGUAUGAUGUUGACAGUUUUUAUCGGCUAAUCCCCUGUAGACCCUACUUCUUAACAGUAAUUUGAAAACAAUAAAAAAUAGAAUAAAAUAAUGUUAACUCGCACACCUAUGAUAUGGACGCAAAACCAUUGACGUCCCCAAUUUCAAAAGGAAGACCCUCUUUAAAAUAAAGAAAAUCAAAUAGUGUUUUAUUUGCAAUCGGAGAGAAACAUACAAACAGAGAGAAUCCAGGAGACCUCUUAAAAUUGUCCGUAAAACCCUGAUUGUUGAUGAAGAAUGUUAAUUUUAGCAAUGGACAAAGGUUGAAAGUUGGCUAGUGAAGUUGUGUCUUAAAGGUUUUUAUAUUGUAAAGUGACCGCGUCGAACACACUCAUAAUCUUUGACUACUAGUUUCUAAUUCAUGCUUGCAAGUCUAGUUAAGUAUUAAUAUUGCUUUAUUAAAGGCUCUCUUUGUACCAAUUGUGGUUUAGAUGCACAUCGAAUUUCAAUUUAGCACAUGGAUGACAAUUUACUUCACAUUGCUUCAUUCAUCUCGAUGUUCAUUUGGAACGGUAACACGAUGUGAUUGUAAAACAAAGAAAAUCAUGUCUUUUCCUCUGCCUAGCUUCGACUCGAAGCGUAGUCACAGGCCAAAGUUAUUUGAUACCUCUAUCCAGGAUUUAACUGGAAUGAGCUAUCAGACAAGGACGUGAUUGGAAGCGGCAGCUUCGGCUCAGUGAUAACCGCGAAACAUAGCUAUGCAUUCCUUUUUCGAAAUCAUGCUUUUUUCAAAAAAUUACGAAUUUUCCAAUAUUUUGAAAUG
Molecule: messenger RNA, 3647 nt
Organism: Orbicella faveolata
Lineage: Eukaryota; Metazoa; Cnidaria; Anthozoa; Scleractinia; Merulinidae
Source: RefSeq, a predicted model, not a curated record